Pseudocercospora fijiensis CIRAD86 is the source of this 3213-nucleotide messenger RNA. RefSeq lists its product as uncharacterized. The record is from RefSeq and is a predicted model, not a curated record. The transcript has a single exon. The coding region runs from base 1 to 3213 and encodes 1070 amino acids. NCBI's taxonomy places the organism in Eukaryota, Fungi, Ascomycota, Dothideomycetes, Mycosphaerellales, Mycosphaerellaceae.
AUGCUGUCAAGGUCGAAUAGCAGCGCGGGAGAGCGACUCCGUCGAGCAAAGUCCAUGUCCUCCACGCAUACAGCAGCAUCCGGCCAAGCACAGCGACUAGGCACGACCAUCGCCGCUCAGAACACCCGUCUUCAAGCAGAGGUUGCAGCUGUUGAAGCUUACGAGCGUGCCCGACAACUCGAUGAACUCAGUGCCUUUACUUCGAAGCCACGACCCAAUCGACGACGGAGUCAGGCCUCUGGCAGGACCGAAGGAAGUCACUUCGAAGAAGCCAGGAGACGUUCAGUAAACCAGGCCGAGAACGUCAGGCCAAGGCCAUCGAACGCAUCAUCUUUUGCGCAAAAUCGAGCAAGUCUACCGAGCCAAACCAGAGUUGAGGCGUCGGACGAAGGAAGGGUCAUUACCAGAAGUAGAUCUGUUAUACCGCCAGUGCCAGCCGCUACCGCUUCUAGCUGCAGUCGUCCUGCCUCAAUUUCGGCCGCUCGUCACACCCGGCAAAGGCAAUCAGUGGAUACCGACGGCAGUCCAGCACCGCGUUACUCGCAGUGUGUCAAAGAUCGACAGGCAACGCUGCAGCUGAGCACGCUGAGCAAUGAAGUUACUUCUGAGGAAGGCACACCUUUCACCGCUCCUCGAUCCCCGCCACGACCAGCAAGGCCGUCCAUUCGAGAGACGCAAACUGAUGAAGACAUCAGAAACAUGGCCACGAGCGCCUACCUACAGGAUCUGGAGCGCAAAAGAAUUCGCGAGCGCAGGUCUUUCAUCUUCAGCAGUUUUAAGAAACGCCGUGCGACUGGCAAUGCUUUUAACACGUCACUGCCACCUUUCAAUUAUGCUCACGAUGGAGACGGAGCCCCGAUGCCAACCAACUCCGCCAUGCUCGCGCCUGCAAUUGGGGCACAGACCAAAUCUCGACAUUUCUCCAGCUCAAUCAAGAGUCGUAUCAAGAAUGCAUUUCGCAGGACUUCUAGGGCUACAAGUAGUAUGCCAGCUCAACACGUUCACGCAAAGGAGUUUCACUUCACUAUCAAGGACUAUGACCCGAGUGAUGAGUCGCGUGGUUCUGUGGACUUUGCAGAUCCUUUCAUGACCAUUGCCGCAGAAGAGCCCCGAAUUGCUCCGCCCUCACCGCAAACUCGCCCAAACAGCAAGGUCAGCACCAUCAACGAUGGAUCAGCGAAGUCGAGGGUCACGAGCUGGACCAAUUCUACGGUCGCCGCGUUCUCUAGUAUCCGCACUAAUGUCGCUACGGCGCAUCCCAAGGAGCAGUCACCGGCAUUACACCGCACAGCUAGUCAUCACACCUUGCGCAAGAAGAGCUCCUUCCUCGGCGGCCCUAUCCGUGACAAGCUGCGCCGCGUGAGCAAGGCUGAUCUUAAAGGCUCCGAGGAGAGCAUGGGUCUGUAUUCAGCUCUGCAGAGACGCAUGAGGUCGUCGAAGUCCAGUGAUCCCAUCCACCAGCCACUGAUAUCCGCUCCUCUUGAGCUCGAACCAGGAAAGAACUCGGCGCAGACUCUUGAUACUCGCGCAAGCCUGCCAUCGCAGCGGUAUCGACAGACUGACGACGCAAGAAGCGAUUUCGACACCACAAUCCGCAGCAUUACGCCUGAGCCGAAUCCAUAUGGCAUUGACAUACCUUCUCCAGUUCACGAAGUCACGAGUCCUGCACAGAGCAAUGACGAUAUCGAUUCCACGGUGCUUCACCAUGCCGUGCAUGGUUCUGGUGGCUCUUCGGCGCGGUCCGGCUUGCAGCGACGAUCUGCUGUGAAAGCGCCUCCUCCUUCACAAGACGCUCUGGCUCGUAGAGUUGAGCGUGCUAGCAAUAGAUGGAAAUCACCCCUCGACGAGCUCUCUCCAUCCAACUCUCGGUCCACCCUCAGGAUGUCGGAAGACAACCCCUAUAUACUGCGAUCUUUGAGCCAAGCGGCCAAGCAAGUGACGCCGGUGAACGACUUGCCACAUCAUCGAAAGGCUGUCAAUCUGCUUUCGCCGAGGUCGGACGUGAUCUCACCAAGUGUCUACUCGCGCGCUACUGACGGCGCUUCUCCUCGGCCAGAUUCGCCAGAAGUGUACGAGCCAGCGACAACUAUCACCAUCACCGGUCACGAGGUUCGCAGGUACAGCAUCUCUCCGCCAAAGCGGAUAGACGAGAAGCAACACCGUGGACAUGGGAGCGGCACCUGGCGAAAGUGGCUCUCUGACGAAAUGAAUACCACCUUGGGCAGCAAUGAGAAGCAGAUUCGCCUUCCGCAGAGCAUUUUCGUGAACCCUCCAGCACAGCGACAGGAUUCUGGUGUAUCUUCACUCACGGCGGUGCCAGGCCACAAGAGAAGCGUGGCCAGCAUCACUGCCGAGCUUCGAUCUGUGUCGCCUCUCUCGUUCCACAGCGAAAACCGACCAGCUUCACGCGCUAGCAGUCAGGUCUCCGACAUGAAUGGGAGAUAUCCUGUCAUUAAUGCGAGCAGGAAUACCAGCCAGCAUAGCAUUGCGACAAGUCGAAAAGCUUCGCCGCCACCUCCUCCAGCAAGGCAGGACAGUUCGGAGGGCCGUCUUUUGCAUUCUGUCGCCAUGGCUAAGAAGCCAAGCAUUGAUGCUGCUUUGCACUCGACCGCGACUACUCGGGCAAGAGCCAAUUCGAAGAGUGCUGGUUUGGGACAGAUAUCAGCUGCAGCACGUAGUCAAAGCGCUCUCGGGUCUCGACAGAACUUGAAUGUUGAAGCAGCAUCUGGAAGUGGUCGCCUUUCUGCCGCCAGCGCUACGUCGCCCGGCAAGGCAUUUAGUCGGCCAAAGUCGGCGUACGAGCUGCGAGUGAACUACAAGAAUAAUGCCAAUGCAGCAUCGAAGCCACUUGAAGUCCGUCGCAAGGCGAUCGAGAACGGUGAGAACAGCAUGCUGGAGGACAGCACUUUAUUCAAUAUCUCCGCGGGACCAUAUGCCGCACCACGAUCGCCAAGCACUAAUCAAGAGAAUACUCGGCCAAUGGACAGUCCUUUGCAGUCGCUGUCGAGCUCGGAAUGGCUUGCUGCCGGAUCAGGCAAGAAACGCGACGCUAGAAGAUUCACUGCCAGUCCCGCGCAUUCUCAAAUCUACGGAUCUUCUAGAAAAGAGCGUUCGCCUGGUCAGCGACUGGUCACGAAUUGGUUAGAUGAGAGGAUGUCGAAGUCGCGUGAGAAUUUGCAACCCUCGAAGGAAAGCACGCCUGCUUUUGUGUGA